GUGCAUCUACUCUCUUCUUGUCCUUGUGGUAGUGUAGUGGCUGUGUACUUGGUAGUGUGUGGCUGUGUGGUCUCCCAGUCCCCAGUUUAUCAUUUAUCCCAGUGUCAACGAAAAAUGUCAAGAUGAUUCCUGUCAGAUUUCUCUGUAGUUUCAUGUAUCGUUAAUCACAGUCACGUGUAAUCGUGCAUGCUUACACCAAAGAUCUGCAAAGUCUACGUUACUUCUCUUUAGUAAUGAAAAGAGCAUAAUGUUGAAAUACAUUUUUUCCAUUGCGAUAAUUGUUAUCGCUUGCCUGUUACAGCAAUCAGAGGCGCAAUAUGACGACAAGAGAUGCAAGUGCAUCUGCCCGAGUCUUUCUUCCGUUACAAACACGACGCAGUCGUCUAACGAGCGUCUCACGUAUAUUAUAAAUGUUCCACCGUUGCAAUGCAAGUGUGAAAGUGUUGUCCUGCCGAAAAUUGGUGAACAAAUAAAGGGCAAGGAAGAAGUAUUUUGCUCACGGUGUGACUGCAAAUAUGAAAACAGAAAUACAACUAUUAUUAAGAUUGUGGUGAUAAUAGUUAUAUGGGUUAUAUCAUUGUUAGUCAUUUAUAUGUUAUUCUUAAUUUGUCUGGAUCCACUGCUUAAUAAGCGAAUGCACAAAGCAUCGGCAAAUAUUGGUUAUCAUGAACAUAACAAUGAGGAAGAUGACUCAUCUCUUGCACCUGGAACAUCUCAUCCAAUGGGAGAAAGAGGCAAUGUUUUGAAUCGCGUUGGACACCAGCAAGACAAGUGGAAGCGACAAGUUCGGGAACAGAGGCGGAAUAUUUAUGAUCGUCAUACCAUGCUGAAUUAAAUAGCACAUUUUGUUCCUUAAAUAUGUAAAAAAUAUUCAAACACACGGAAAAUACUUCUAGUUGCAACGAUUUGUUCAAUCCUUUUGGAGCAGACCUUCCGCGAGUUUAUAUCGAUGUAAAAUAUUGCAUAAUUAAGUAACAUUAAGCGUUAGCAAUUAUUUAUCUUUGUAAAAUUAUAUUUGUGGACUGUGUCACGAUUGAUAUCAAAAAUGAAAAUAAUCAGAUAUUUUAUAAUUUAUUCUGUGAUUACAGUACAUUAAAUAAUAAACUAUUAAAUAUGUAU
This is a messenger RNA of Monomorium pharaonis (pharaoh ant), 1119 nucleotides long. RefSeq lists its product as uncharacterized. Gene Ontology annotation, cellular component: lysosomal membrane. Bases 248 to 835 code for a protein of 195 amino acids. The transcript has 5 exons. Lineage: Eukaryota; Metazoa; Arthropoda; Insecta; Hymenoptera; Formicidae. The record is from RefSeq and is a predicted model, not a curated record.